Tyto alba (common barn owl) is the source of this 1755-nucleotide messenger RNA. RefSeq names its product keratin, type II cytoskeletal 6A. The transcript has 9 exons. Gene Ontology annotation, molecular function: structural constituent of skin epidermis. Gene Ontology annotation, biological process: intermediate filament organization; keratinization. The record is from RefSeq and is a predicted model, not a curated record. Gene Ontology annotation, cellular component: keratin filament. NCBI's taxonomy places the organism in Eukaryota, Metazoa, Chordata, Aves, Strigiformes, Tytonidae. Bases 76 to 1569 code for a protein of 497 amino acids.
UGAACAGUUGCACAGAAGUCAGUCGGCAUUAGGUCGGGAGGACCCACUAAGAGUUUCGGUAUUGCUUCUGCCGCUAUGCCUGUUAACCGAAGCAGCUUCAGCUCCACGUCCAUGUCCCGCAGCAGUGGUGGAGGCGUGGGACGAAGCAGCAGUGGUUUUGGCAGCAGGAGCCUUCACAGUCUAGGGGCAAGCAAGAGGAUUUCCAUGAGUGGAGGGUAUUGUUCUGCUAGCCCGGGAUGUGGCUAUGGUUCAGGUCAUGGUGGGUUGGCAUACAGAAUUGGUGGAGCUGGGUUUGGGUUUGGAGGAGGAUGUGGCCCUGGAGGUAUUCAAGAGGUCAUGGUCAACCAACACCUCUUGGUACCUCUUAACUUGGAGAUUGACCCCAACAUGCAAAAAGUGCGGCAGGAGGAGAAGGACCAGAUCAAAUCCCUCAACAACAAAUUUGCCUCCUUCAUUGACAAGGUGCGCUUCCUGGAGCAACAAAACAAAGUACUGGAGACCAAAUGGAGCCUCUUGAAAGACCAAAAAAUUGUGAAAAAUAACCUUGAACCCAUGUUUGAUGCGUACAUCAGCAACAUGAGGAGACAGCUUGAGGCUCUAGGAGGGGAUAGGCUGCGGCUCAGCUCAGAGCUGAAGGCUAUGCAGGAUGCUGUUGAAGACUUCAAGAUCAGGUAUGAAGAGGAGAUCAACAAGCGCACUACGGCAGAGAAUGACUUUGUUUUGCUCAAGAAGGAUGGGGAUGCUGCCUACGUGAACAAGGUGGACCUAGGGACCAAGGUGGAUGCACUGACAGAUGAGAUUAACUUCCUGCGAGCCCUUUACGAAGCAGAGCUGUCUCAGAUGCAGUCACAGAUCUCCGACACCUCCGUGGUCCUGUCCAUGGACAACAACCGGAACCUGGACCUCAACAGCAUCAUUGCGGAGGUCAAAGCGCAGUACGAGGACAUCGCCAACCGGAGCCGGGCAGAGGCCGAGUCCUGGUACCAGAGCAAGUACGAGGAGCUGCAGCUCACGGCUGGCCGGCAUGGGGACGACCUUCACAACACCAAGAUGGAGAUCUCAGAGAUGAACCGCAUGAUCCAGCGGCUCCACUCGGAAAUUGAUAGUGUAAAGAAACAGUGCGCCAGUUUGCAGACGGCCAUUGCAGACGCUGAGCAUCGUGGGGAGCUGGCUCUCAAGGAUGCCAGGGCCAAACUGGCCGAGCUGGAGGAUGCUCUGCAGAAAGCCAAGGCUGACCUGGCCCGGCAGCUCCGCGAGUACCAGGAGCUCAUGAACGUCAAGCUGGCCCUGGACAUCGAGAUCGCGACCUACAGGAAGCUGCUGGAGGGCGAGGAGAGCAGGCUGGCUGGAGAAGGCGUUGGUGCAGUGAAUAUUUCCGUGGUCUCAUCUGGGAGCAGCUAUGGAGGUGGGAACACGCUGGGGCUGGGGUCAGGCCUCAGCAACAGGCUCAGCGUGGGGGGAAGCGGUGCCAGCUCCAGCCUGGCCGGGGGAUCCAGCUCUGGCAUGGGAAGCAGCUCAAGCAUGAGGUUUGUAUCCAAAAGCACCACCAAGAAGAGCUAUUGGAGAUAAGUCGUGGCAGCACCCAGCUCACCCAGAGCAGAAGAGCUUGAGCACCGUCUCCUGCUGCCAGCACGAAGCCUGUUAACACCAGCCACAGUCAUGCUUAUCACUUUCCCAUUAGGGGAAAACAUAUUCCCAGCGCUACUUAUUGGCUUGGGAGAGGUGCCUCUUCAAGUCCAGCUACUUCCUCUGCAU